Gasterosteus aculeatus aculeatus (three-spined stickleback) is the source of this 6952-nucleotide messenger RNA. Its product is annotated as glutamate receptor ionotropic, NMDA 3B. Gene Ontology annotation, biological process: monoatomic ion transport. Lineage: Eukaryota; Metazoa; Chordata; Actinopteri; Perciformes; Gasterosteidae. Gene Ontology annotation, molecular function: ligand-gated monoatomic ion channel activity; signaling receptor activity. Gene Ontology annotation, cellular component: membrane. The record is from RefSeq and is a predicted model, not a curated record.
CCAGCAGAGACUUAACAGAAGCGGGGCGACCGCUCUAAGCUGCGAGCGCUCCUCUCGUCUCCUCCACCGGCGCGUCUUUUUGCUGUCGACGUACAAACUUUGAAGAGGUGAGACCCGAAACGUCCGAACGGCAACAAAUUGGCAACGAGACCGCAUCGAUAAAGAGAGAAAAAAACAAACAAAAAAACAACAACAACAACCGUCAAGUCCGAGGAAAAGCGCCGGAGCCGGGAGAAAGAGGGAGCUAUGCCAUCUCGCGCCGAUCGGAGCCCAGUCCUCCUCUGUUGUGUGUCGGAGCUGCAGCAUGGUGUCUGUCUCUGGACUGUGGACCUACUGCCUCGCCCCCGGGAGACCUCAUCUCCUCUUCCUCUCCGCCCGACCGCUCCUGCUGCUGCUGGUCCUGACCGGCCUCUGCUCCCCCGAGUCCUGCCUCCCGCACCCUCAGCCGUGCCACAUCCUCGCCCGGAUAGGACACACCGUGCGCAUCGGCGCGCUCUUGCCGACCCGCCAGCCGGCACGGAUACAAAACGCUCUUAACCGUGCGCUGGCCAGCCUUCGGCACCAGAGCACAGGGGCAGACUCCUCCACAACCACCGCCCAAACACCUCCUCUGAUGCCCUACAACCUGAGCCUGGAGAUGGUGGCUCGAUCGCCCGCGGGAGGAGACCCGGAGUCCCUGUCCCGUAGCACUUGCCAGGACCUGGUGGUCAAGGGGGUGUCGGCCGUGCUCGCCUUCCCUCGCUCCAGGGAGGAGCUGAUCCAGGUGGAGUUCCUCUCGUCAUUCCUGGAGAUCCCGUUCAUCUCCAUCCUGGAGGACACGGAGCCUCUUGUGACUAAGAACCGAUUCCACCUGCAGAUGUCAGCCCGCGUGCCUCCGUCCACCCUGGGCAGCUUGCUUCUGGCGGUCCUGCAGGGGGGAGAAGGGGACCGGGACCGUGGGAGCCGGGGCGAAAACAACUUGGCGGGAGCUGCUGUAAUCUGCCCCGGGUGGGAGGAAGGGGGGGAAGGGUUGCUGUCUCACCUGCAGGCGGACAGCGGUUCUAACUGGCAUUUGUGGGACAUCAUCAACCUGACCCUGGUCUCCGGGGGCGGGGACAGAGGAGGGGAGAGCAGGAAGGAGAAGAAGGAGGAACACAGGGAAGAGGAGGCUCUGAAUAUCCUCUCCGCUCGUUUCCUGCGCUCCACUGCUCCCGUCUCCUCUGUGCUCCUCCUGGGAUCCGACCCCGAGUGUCUCUCCGCGGUCUUGCGGGCAGCACAGCGGCUCGCUCCAUCACUACCAGCGCUGCAAUGGAUCAUGGGAUACCCCUUGUCUCCGGAUUCGCUCCACACCCUGGGAGGUCCCCUCGGACUGUUAGCCUACGGGGAGGUGGGCCGCAAGCCGAUCAGCUUCUACAUCCGGGAUUCUCUGCAGCUCAUCGGCCGUGCAGUGACUGCGGCAACCAUGGUGAGGCCGGACCUGGCGCUGAUUCAGAACAUGGUGAAUUGUUACGACAAACCAAACAGACGUGAGAUGCCCUCGUCAGGACAAUAUCUGUCCAGGUUUCUGUCCAACACUUCCUUCACCGGGGCCACAGGCCUGAUCCAGGUGGAUGCUGGCUUGUCUCGUGUCCUCUCCUCCCAGCUGUUCCACGUAUGGAGCCUGAAGAGAGGCGCUCUUGGCCAGCCAGCCUGGGUGACUGUGGGCCAGUGGACCCGAGGCCGGCUGGAGCUAGAAGGAGGGAUCAUGGGAUUGGUGGGAGGGUUCAGGAGCAGCCAAGGACAAGGCCUCGGAGCCGGGGUGAGGGGAGGGGACGGACUGGGGGACAGUAAUGUUGGAGGACGCUGGAGGCCGGGAGAAUCUGUUGAGGGACACCGGUUGAGGGUGGUGACACUGGUGGAGCACCCGUUCGUCUUCACGCGGGAGGUGGAUGUGGAUGGAUUGUGUCCAGCUGGUCAGCUCUGUCUGGACCCCAGAACCAACCGGUCUGACUUGAUCCAGAGCCUCUUCAACCAGCUGCACAACCCAAACACUACAGUUGCAGACUGGGAGAGGAAUGACCUACCGGGGGACCUGAGGAAGUGCUGCUACGGGUACUGCAUCGACUUGUUGGAGAAACUGGCAGAGGACAUGGGUUUCACCUUUGACCUUUAUAUUGUCGGAGACGGGAAGUAUGGAGCAUCGAGCGGGACGGGACGCUGGACGGGGCUGGUCGGGGACCUGCUGGGUGGGACCGCCGACAUGGCUGUGACCUCCUUCUCCAUCAACUCUGCCAGGAGCAGAGUCAUUGACUUCACCUCGCCCUUCUACUCCACCAGUCUUGGCAUUCUGGUCCGCAGCCGGGACACCGCAGCCCCCAUCGGGGCCUUCAUGUGGCCCCUCCACUGGUCCAUGUGGGUGGGUAUCUUUGUCACGCUGCACCUCACCGCGCUCUUCCUCACCUUGUACGAGUGGAACAGCCCCUUCGGCAUGACACCCCACGGCAGGAACAGGCUGCGCGUCUUCUCCUACUCCUCCGCCCUCAAUCUCUGCUACGCCAUACUGUUUGGACGCACUGUCGCCACCAAGACUCCUAAAUGCUGGACCGGCCGUUUCCUGAUGAACCUCUGGGCCAUCUUCUGCUUACUGGUGCUGUCGAGCUACACCGCCAACCUGGCUGCUGUGAUGGUCGGGGAGAAGACCUUCGAGCAGGUCUCGGGAAUUCACGACGACAAGCUGCACCAUUCAUCACUGGGCUUCCGUUUUGGGACGGUGAGGGAGAGCAGCGCUGAGGAUUACAUGAAGAAGAGCUUCCCGGAGAUGUACGACUACAUGAGGCGCUUCAAUCAGCCCACCACUCCAGAAGGAGUACACAUGUUGAAGACAGAUCCUCCCGACCUGGAUGCGUUCAUCAUGGACAAAGCCCUGUUGGACUUCGAGGUCUCUAUCGACGCCGAGUGCAAACUGCUGACUGUGGGGAAGCCUUUCGCCAUUGAAGGCUACGGGAUCGGCCUGCCCCAGGGCUCGCCUCUGACCCGUAACGUGUCCGAGUUUGUGAGUCGCUACAAGUCCGACGGCUUCAUGGACAUGCUGCAUGACAAAUGGUAUAAGGUGGUGCCCUGCGGGAAGCGAGUCUUUGCAGUCACUGAGACUCUUCAGAUGGGGAUCCAGCAUUUUUCUGGCCUGUUUGUUCUGCUGUGCAUGGGGGUGGGCGGAGCCUUGCUGACCUUGGCAGGUGAACACACCUUCUAUCACCUGGUCAUCCCUCGCCUCCGACGCACGCACACACUGCAGUACUGGCUGCACACCAGCCAGAAGAUUCACAGAGCCCUCCACACUACAUACGAGGAUGAUGGGAAGGAGCUGACCGACCUCGACCAAAACCCCUCCUCUUGUAUCUCAGAGAACUGCACCCUACACAGGAAGCAGCAUCAGCCUCCUCCCCCAUCUCCUCCCACAUCCCUCCCUGCUUCCACCACAGCCGGAGACACCUGCAACUCCUCACCCUCCCAUGAGCCCAAGGAGAAACGUGUGCACUUUGACCUGGAAACCCUCCACAGCUACCGACUGCGCACGCACACCGCCUCGGUGCGCGGCCGGCCCGGCAUGGUCGGCCGUCCCGGGCUAGGCCUGGGAGGCUGGGGGCUGGGAGGCCUUGGGCGCGUUAGCUCCCCUACACGGAUCAACCUCCAGGCCAACGGGGGCCCCGUCUCCUCGCUGGCCUCCGCGGGCUUAGUGCUCUCUCCUCUGGGGAGCAGGGCCGCUCAGACCAGCCUGUGGGAGGGGGAGCUCCAGGACCUGCAGGGCAAGAUCGAGACGUUCCGCACCCAGCUGAGAGAGGCUCUGGCCAGGAGAGCAGAGAUCCAGAGCAGCCUGGAGAGAGAGAGGUGCGGGCUCGUGCACAGGGACACCAGUCUGGAGAGGGAAAGGGACAGACAGAGGAUACAAACUAUUCACACGGACAGGAGUAGCUCCACUCAGCCCAAACUCCCCGAGAGAGACAGGACCAGCCAACUGCAGACCCUGAAUAAUCAACAAGCGGGUAGAGAGAACCAAUCAGGCGGCCCCUGGACUCUGGAGCACGGGAGAAGCAGCCAAUUGAACACGGUUAACAGUCUGGACAGAGGGAGAGCUAACCAGUUAAGCUCUGUGAACACGUUGGCGGCAGAAAGGACUGUCCAGUCACGCGUUUCAAGCAGUUUGGAAAGAAGUCGAGUCAACCAACAAGGAGUUGGAAACGUACCUGUGCAAUCACGGAACACUUCUAGCCUGGACAGACAGAUGGCUAACCUGUCACGCACUCUGAACACUCUGGAGAGGACAAAAGCCAACCAGUCGAGUGGAGGCAGUGAGACUUGAUGCGUAGAAAAGAGAAGUGCAGUUGGUAAUUGCAUAGCCGUGGGAAGAUAGCCUUGUUGGAAUGGGGCAGGUUUAGGGGACGCUUGGAAGAAAAAAACACUAUAUUCUAACUCACAACAUCACUUAAUCCAACCUAAUAAUUUUCACACUUGCUUAAAAUUCAGACUAAAAAACUUUAACUGCAAUUAAAAAAACUUUUAAAUGACUACAUUACUCAGUAAAACCAUCAAUCAGCAAUCAAAUAUUCUGGAACGAAAGCCAAUAUAAUUUCUGCAAAAUAUCAGAAUAUUUUAAGAAAAAUCAGAGGACAACCAGCUCAGAAUAGAAUACGGCUAAUCCAGCAAUGAUGAAAAAGAACAGUGUUUAAUCAAAGGGUUGUGUUUGAUACUGUAAACCAUAGCCGUCCAAGAACAAAAGACUAAAAGAUGAAUAAUAAUAUGUCCGUUUACACUGGAAAAAGAGACCCCCAAGCACAUAGAUACCCGCAAAAAGAGCACAGGGAAAUUUAAGUUAGACCUAUGUGAUAAAAACACCAAACUGAACUCUUUGACAAUGCAAAUGGAACAUCCGUCUAAACAGAAUGCAGGGAGCCGGAGGUAAAGAUGCAAAAAAAGUAUAUAUUUUAAGAAAUUCAAGUAAACAUUUCACAGAAAUGUGAAUGAUAAGGAAGAAAACUGUGAGGAAAUAGUGGCACAGCCCUUAAUCAAUGUACCUUAAGGUGCCAUAAAAUAAAAAAAUACGCUUUUUUGUUUGAACACCUAGUAUCCUUGGGUGUAUUAUCCUGCCAUCACCACUACAACCCCAAUACUCCAAUGUGAUAUGUUACUACAAAAUCCCACUCUCAUAAAAUGUGUAAAAACUAAAAAGGUGUGAGCCCUUCCCAAACAGACGCUUUGAAAUGCUAAUUACCCCGGUGAUUUGACAGGUUAUGCAAAAAUUCAUCAUAUUAUGGCUGGAAAAUGCAGAUUAACAGAACCCAUUUACCUAAAUAUACAACCCGUUUUAUGGGACUCAGUUAACACAAAGUCCCAUUCCACUUAAAUUGUCUUGGCCACAUUUUCACAUUGCAUCAUUCUAUUCUAUUCUAUUCAUUACAAACUGUAUUUCAUGAAGGGCAACUCCAUGACGUUAACUGUUCAUAUGGGGGGUGUAACUCUGCAUGUGAAAGCAUUAGUGGAAUGUCAGCUUGAGCUCUUAAGUCUAAGAAAAUAAUACCUGGUGACGAAUAAUAAUUUGGAGACAGCUCUCUGAGCGGAGAGGCGGGUGAACCUCCUCCACAUCAAGUCUAAUAAACAGAUUCUGUGGAGGAAUCAAUGAUCCAGUGUUUUAAGCUGGAGAUAAUACUUCAGGCACAAGGACAGGAAUAAAUGGAAAUAUGCUAAACCACUGCAACACACCUUUAAUUCAAAUCAAAACCCUUUGCUGGUGGUAUUUAUUUUUUGCUGCAAACACAGAUGAUCCGUAUCAUUACCGCUUCUUUAACAUGUGAUGUGUUCAUCAGUAGCUGCAGCAACUCCAGUCAGAGUUGUGUUAUUUGUGUGUCUUCAUUUUCCAAAGUGCUGUAGUUGUUGUCUAGGUAGCAUAUUUUCAAAGAUGGUGGUUCUUCUAUCUCAUUCAAACGGUUAGAAAUAACAGCCCGACAUUCUGUUUGUUCGGAUUAAUGAAAAACCACAGAAAAUUAUCACAACCUCAAAGUCGUUUUCCUGAACCUUCAAUCAUCAACUCAAACAGGUCAAAGCAGUUACAUUCAUUUGCUCACCAUAUCCGUUACUGAAGUAAUUCAUUAUGAGUCUAGCAACAAUUUUGCGCUCAGUGAGUGUGUUGCGCAUGAAUUAACGCUGACUAUAAUUUACGGGCGCCCGGCAGAUCGGAGAGAAUUAAUGCCUUUUCGUUUGUUGCUUUUUAGCAUUGUUAAAUAUUGAAAUAGAUGUAAACUUUUCCACCAUUUCCACUACGACGCAGCCUUUUUUGCUUUCUUUGUUUUUUCUUAAGUGAGUAACUUCUCAUGCUCCAUGUCAGUGAUGAGGAGAGGAGGCUCUGACACACAGGUUGAAUACGUUGGGACUCUCGUUCAGUUACUCAGUCAGCCACCAGAGGGAGCUGCAUGCCCGCUUCCUGCGGCUAUGGACGAUGGAGAGUUUAUGGAUGGCGAAUUUGAAUCCAACAAAACUGCUUAUGGCAGAUGGGAGCUGCAUUUUAUGCCGAGGACCUGGGGAAAUAAGGCCUCUAUGAAAUCACUGCAGCACUAUACAAAGCAAUGCCGCCUAACAGUAUUGUGACACUCAGUCUUCUGUGAAAACCCUUUCGAAAAGGUGUGUCGAACUUUCCAAAGCCCACAGGUCUGAGACGGGGACAAUGAUGCUGCUGAAACCAUACGUUAGGCUUCUAUGACGGCACCGGUGUACAUUUAAACGUUUCAAACUGCUGCUGUGGUGUGAAGUGAUUGUUUUCACAUCCCAUGGUGUUUAUGAGGAAAAAAAUAUAUAUUUUAGGUUUUAACAAGAAAAGAGCUUGUGAUAUUGGAUAUUUAAACAAAUACUUUUAAAUUGACCCCUUGUUAAGAAAAUGUGUCAGCAUAUUAUGGGAUUUUAUCAUAAUGAUCAUUCUCAUGUUUUGAAAUAAACAUUUAUAUACGUA